Messenger RNA from Etheostoma cragini (Arkansas darter), 1121 nucleotides. It is a transcript of the gene chchd1, whose product is annotated as coiled-coil-helix-coiled-coil-helix domain containing 1. Gene Ontology annotation, cellular component: mitochondrion; nucleoplasm; mitochondrial ribosome. Bases 196 to 564 code for a protein of 122 amino acids. Gene Ontology annotation, molecular function: RNA binding. The transcript is spliced from 3 exons. NCBI's taxonomy places the organism in Eukaryota, Metazoa, Chordata, Actinopteri, Perciformes, Percidae. Gene Ontology annotation, biological process: mitochondrial translation. The record is from RefSeq and is a predicted model, not a curated record.
CAAUGCAGUACAUCUUACGGCAAAACAUGGCGCUGCACUGAUGAUGUUGGUAGAACGCGAAGUGAAGUGAGUCGUUAAAGCAGCUAAAGACUGUUCACUGUUUCCUUUGUCUGUCCUCUCACGGAGCUCCGUACCGCAGCGCGGGGCUGAGCUCCGGCCGGGUAGCGAGGAGCAGCGGCGGGCUCGGCCGGUGACAUGGCGGCGCAGGGAGGCGUCCUGUUCCAGGAGAAGGUCAGCAGGCUGCUCAGCAGACACGACGGGAAACCCGUCCUGAAACCCAACCGUCCUCUGGUUCUCAGAGACGCUGUAGCUAACCGCAAGCUCAAGAAAGGAGAGGCCACCUGUAUCACAGAGAUGUCCGUCAUGAUGGCCUGUUGGAAGCAGAACAACUUUGUGGACGGUCUGUGCUCCAGUGAGAUGAACGCCUUCUACACCUGUGUUAACAAGGCUCAGGCUGCUAUGAAGAAUAGAUCUGAGCAGAGCGGCCUUCAGGGAGGACGUCUGCACCCAAAACAAGCCACAGCCCUGCUGAGGAGAUACCCCAACCUGCGCACUGAGAUCUAGGAAACUCACCGUUUAACGCAUAGCUUGGACAGUCUUGAAAUGUGCAGGUUAAAUGUUGGAGCCUUGGAACUGGAUUUCAUCAUGUUAAGGAGUUGUAGACUAUGUUUUGAUUUAACAACGUAAUAGAACCCGGAAAAGGGGGAUUUCAACACAAACACACUGCACCACUCCUUUAUUACGUAAGGUUAGUCAAUCAUUUCACAUCACUGCCUAACACUCUGUAAUGGGAAAGCCUUUGUAUGCACAACACACUGCCUUUUAUGGUCUGAAAUAUAAUGUGACUUUCCCCUUGUGUCCUCAAUUGGCGCGUGAUGGCAUUUAGUCCUAAUCCAAUCUAGCAGAGUGGUCUCCUUCAGUGCAGAGAUGGUAUUAGUGGAUGUGAUUAUUCUUCUUGGGUUUCACGGCUCCUGGCUGGCAGCUCACUGUUGUUACUGAACUAAAAUGCCUCGUCAUUCCUGGAAAAGAUGAGAUUGGUGGUAAACCGAUGUUGAAAUAAAAUCAGCCUAAAGAUUAAGCAAAGCUCAGUGUGGUUGAUAUGGAUAUUCCUAAAUAGAUUU